CAGAAAUACACCCUUUUGUAAGAACAUUAAAAAGACUGGGAGAUAAAAGAAAAAAAUCAAAGCGGCUGAGGUUAGAUGCAGCCAGCGCGGGGUGCUGUGCGGAUCGGAGAGGUGUUUGCGGUCGGAUCGCUGCAUAGAUUCAGAGGAGAAACCGGGCUAAGAAGAGUAAAAAAACCGGAAAGGACAAUGCUUUUAUAUCGUAUUUGAAAAAUGAGCCUUUAUUCAUAGGGGAUGCCGCAUAGAUUUGACAGUAAUCAUCUGUAGUGUUAUUGUCAUCGUUAUUUCGGAUUCGGCACUCGUACCGGCAUCUCAGCCUUGGCAGCAGCAAUUUCAGGGAUACAUUUUACAGCACAUUGUCUUUUAUCAGCCUCUUAUACCAAGAUGCGUUUGAUGCUCAUCAUACAUUGAUUUUUGUUCUUCUUUUUUUCCCCGUAAAGGCGUGUAGACUAUCUUAUCCCUUCAGCGGGCUCAUCCUGAUGCCGUCGACUGAAUAUUAAAUGCUUCCCUGGAUGUGAGCGUCUUAUGUUUUAUUUGGCCGCCGCAUGAAUUCUCCCACCGGAUCCUCGCCGGUGUACGCUGCUGUCCUCCUCCUCCUCCUCCUCCUCCUCCUCCACCACCACCACCUCCUCCUGCUCCUGCUCAGACGGCCGAUUCUCGCAGAGGGCACUACCCUCCUCCCUGCCGCUAAAGACAUUUUGAUCGUCCUCCCCGGUUCCCCCCACCCGGACUCGACCAUCACUCCGCCUGCCUCUUCGUCCACCUUCACCUCCUCCUCUUCCUCCUCCUCUACCACCUCCUCUUCCUCUUCCUCAGUAACAUGUCGGGACAGUCUUUGACGGACCGGAUCGCCGCCGCGCAGCACAGCAUGACCGGGUCUGCCAUCAGCAAAGCCGUCUGCAAGGCCACGACGCAUGAAGUCAGCGGACCCAAGAAGAAACACCUUGACUACCUGAUCCACUGCACCAAUGAGCUGAACGUCAGCAUCCCCCACCUGGCAGACACACUGCUGGAGCGCACAGCCAGCAACAGCUGGAUAGUGGUUUUCAAAGCGCUCAUCACCACACACCACCUCAUGAUGUACGGCAACGAGAGAUUGAUGCAGUACCUUGCCUCCAGAAACACGCUCUUCAACCUCAACAACUUUUUAGAUAAGACUGCACUACAAGGGUAUAACAUGUCAACCUUCAUCAGACGCUACAGCCGCUACCUGAAUGAAAAAGCCAUGUCUUAUAGACUAGCAGCAGUGGAUUUCACCAAAAUGAAGAGAGGGGCUGAUGGUGUGAUGCGCACCAUGAACACAGACAAGCUGAUUAAGACUCUGCCCACCAUUCAAAACCAGCUGGAUGCACUGCUGGAUUUCCAGCCUAAUUCCAACGAGCUGACCAAUGGAGUGAUCAAUACAGCUUUCAUGUUGCUGUUUAAAGACUCCAUACGGCUGUUUGCUGCUUACAACGAAGGGGUCAUCAACAUGCUGGAGAAAUACUUUGACAUGAAGAAGCACCAGUGCAAGGAAGCUCUGGAGAUCUACAAGACCUUCCUCAACAGGAUGACCAAACUGUCCGAGUUUCUCAAAGUGGCAGAGCGAGUUGGGAUAGAUCAGGGCGACAGCCCCGAUCUCACACAGGCUCCCAGUUCUCUCCUGGAGGCUCUGGAGCAGCAUUUAGCCUCUCUGGAGGGCAGGAAACUCAAGGACCUUUCCACCGCCAGCAGAUCCAGUACCUUGUCCAGUACAGUGUCCUCUCUCUCAAGUGCUGGGAUCUCUCUCAGCCGUAUGGACGACAAGACAGAGGACAACAGACUGCAGCAACACAAGGAGGACGGUCAUAAGGUAAUUGACAUUCAGACACCCAAUGCGUCACCCAGCACCCAGUCGGUAGGCAGUGCCAACAGCAGCGGAGGGGCCACAGAUCUCUUCUCCAACUCACCCAUCGUACCCGUCAACAACCAUGUGCCAAACCUGACCAGUGAGCUGUUUACCCUGCAGCCUAACUUCACCCCCAUCCAGACCACACACACUGUGCCCAACAAUAACAAUGCCUGGGGAGGUGACCUGCUAAAGCCAGCCCCACCCACUCAAAUUCACAGCCCUGGAGCCCCAUUGCACUCUGGGAAAAUGCUGCCAAAUGAUUUGGACUCUUCAUUAGCCAACCUCGUUGGCAACCUGCAGUUUGGAGGGACGGCAGCUAAAAAACCGGAGCUCCAGUGGAGUCAGCUAGUAGAAAAAAAGCCAACAGCAGGAAGUGGCUGGCAAUCAAAGACCAUGUGCACCAGCACCAACUGGACUCACACCACCCAUCCCAUGGCACCUGCACCCAUGCCCGUCCCUCAGAUGAAUGGGAUGAUCUAUACUGGCUAUGCUCCAGCACCAGUGGCUUUUCCUAUGACGACACCCCAAGUGCCUGUGUAUGGAAUGCUCCCUCCUCAAAUGAGUCAUCAGAUGGGGGGCGUUCCCAUGAUGCCCCCACAGCCUGUCAUGUACAACCAGCCAGUCCUGAGACCCACCAAUCCCUUUGGGCCCAUCCCGGGGACACAGAUGCACUUCAUGUAGGGAUGAUGUUGUAACCAUGGCAGCAAAGCUGAGAGAAAGAAGGCGAGAGGAAAGAGAUGGAGAGAAAGAGUCGAAGAAAACAAAUCCAGUACCAAAUCCAGUGCCGGAGGAAGAAAGAAGAAGACAGAGUGGAAAAAGGAGGGGUGAGGAAGAAGGAGAGAGGACCAGAGAGGGACGGAUAAAAGAAGAAAUGCUGAUGUCUGUUUCCAUGUCGCCUGACCCUCUAAUCUCCUCUCUUCUCUCCGUGUGGCUACUGAUCUCUCUGUCUUUGAAUCUAUUGUGCCGGAGCACCAGAGGCUUCGCAUCAGUCCCACUCAUCCUCUGUUUGAUUUGCCAAUUCAAACGGUGAUUAUGACCCGUGAUGACGCUACAAAGACUGACAGCUCUAUGGAAGUGCAGGAGCGCUAUUUGCCACUUCCUGACCUCAUCCCAACAAUUUCCUGCAUAAAAAAAACUUCCCCACUUCCCUCACCAUCCCACAGCUGAAUCAAACUCGGAGGAUGUGCGUCUCUUUCUCUGAUUGGAUCGUUUGCUGGCACUUUACUCAAUGUGAACUUUGCCAAGGGUGUGUUUCUGUGUAGGUGUUUUUAGCAUCUUGUUCAGAUUGGUUCCCCAGUCACGUGUCAUCCGUCACUUGAUGUCAGAUGUAAAUGAUUUGGAUGCGUGUGUGCAUGACCCUUUUUCUACAUUUCGGUGUGCUGCAUUGACAUUGUUUAAAUCUUUUUAUGAGCUCCAUUUGUUCUUGAUUGCCAACUUCACAUCAAGAAUCUGGCGUGGAACGACUUUUUGUGGGCACGCUUGUGUAUGUAAGUGUGUGUGUGUGUGUGUGUGCGUGCGUGUGUGUGUGUGUGCGUGGGUGGGUGGAUGGACAUGAUUGUGUAGAGUAUGUAGUUUUUUUUUCUCUCUCUUUUGGUACCUGACAUCAUUGCUGUGUUGCCAGGUACCAAUGUGUUACUGCACUGGAACUAACUGAUGAAAGCACUGAGCCAGACCCAGGCAUCGCAUUUGGAUGUAAACCUCUUACACUAACUUUGCUACUUGGGGACGUGCUAUACACACUGUGUAUUUAUUAGUUCUUUUUCCUGCUCCUCUACAGCUGUGCAAUAUCAUGCAACCUCGGUCAGUCUUUUCCAUCCAUCUGUGGGCAGUUUAGAAGCUGUUUCGUGUUGUACUUCUUGUGUGUCCAACAUCAGGUGUCUGUACAGAAUGCAGUUUAAUUUUUUUUUUUUUCUGGUUGCUUUUUUUUUUGCCCGUUUUGUUAUACUCGUACUGCUCUUAAAGUAGUUAAAAAUGCACUGAGAGCCAGAUAGAGAGGUGAUUGGAUAUUAGUAAGGAGGCCAUUCUCAGUCUGGGCCAAUCAGAAAUGAUCUAACUUCCAACUGUUUGAUGUUCUCCCUGCCAUGAGCAUUUGUCCUGUCCAAAAUUAGUGUGAAUGUGAAGUCCUUUACUCUCCAAAAACACCGGAGAAGCGUAAUUAAGGCAGCGCGUGUCUCACUUCCACUUGGAGGAAUUAAAGACACUGCUAACAUAGAAAAGAUGGGGUUGUUAAUGUAGUGCUAACAUUUAUGGGCAGGACAACUAAAGGUCAGUUGGAGGAGUCAAAUGAGGACCAGACUGUCGAAAACCAACUGAUGGCAAUGUCUGUCGAUCACAAACCUAGUAAUGCCUGCAGUGACGACAUACAGAUUAAUUCAGACAGCCAGAGACGGGAGGCUUUAAUGAGAUGUUAAAUGUUAAUGUGGCUUUUCUGGCAGAUCCAAGGUCAAGCUAGACUCACAGACAGAUAUAUAUAUAUGUAUAACUCAAUAUAUAUAUAUAUAGUUAGCACAAACCUUUGAAGAGGGGACAACGCUCUGCUGCACAAAAACCUAAAAUCAUUGCUGGGAUGUACAGUUACAAGGGGCAAUAAUUGAUUGGGGAUGAAGUCAUUUUCUAUUGAUUGUGUCUGUUCUAUGUACCCGUUCUGUAUGUGUGUUUGUGUGCACAUGCUUUCCCAUAGAGAUAAACAGGGUCAUGUUCCUCGGUUAGAGAUGAAACGUCUCUAGUGAGCGUGUACUAACGUAGCAGUGUUAUUGUAACCGUGUCUCAGUCUGUACAACCCAACAUCAAAUUAAGGUGGCUCUAGGAUCACUCAUCUGCUGACAAAACACACAGCAACAAAAAAAAAAAAAAACAAAACCCGCCCCAAGUCAUCGGAGCUGGAAUCUCGAAGCGAAUCUUCAGGAAAAACCUUUCCAGACAGCUGGACCUGCACACGCCGGUGAUUCCCAACAAAAGCGUCAGAGAACUGCAACUGCACGGUGACCUGUCGUUACGACUCACCCUUGAACUGUAACUGCCGGCUACGCAAAAACCAAUCUUCCUGCAGCUACGAGUCUGUUCCUAGCUGAGCGAGACUUCGGAGUUUGAGAUCAUCACCAAGCAGGCAGAUAUUCUCUGACGUUUCUUAUUAAGAGGCCAACUGACAUUUGGAUAUCUCUUUUGGAAAAUGGUCAUUCUCACUCUCUUCCAUUGCUCUCGUUCCAGUGGUUCGUCUUUUCUCCGUCAGCUGAAUGCUCUUUUCAUUAUGCACUUCAUCCCCACGACGCAGCUCGAUCCAUCCUGGGCCAACCUCUGACUGUUACUGUGUCCUCUGUAUAUAGGUAAUGCCGUUCAUGUGUUUCUAGACGUGCUCUCUCUGUGAAGUGAUCAAAGCCCCAUUGGAUGACGUACUGUACGUGGGACAAUUUAUUGCUGUAUCUGUGUUUGAAUGGUUGUAUUUUGAAGGUGUCAUCAUCC
This is a messenger RNA of Scatophagus argus, 5326 nucleotides long. RefSeq names its product phosphatidylinositol-binding clathrin assembly protein-like. The transcript has 19 exons. Gene Ontology annotation, cellular component: clathrin-coated vesicle; synaptic vesicle; clathrin-coated pit. Gene Ontology annotation, molecular function: SNARE binding; 1-phosphatidylinositol binding; phosphatidylinositol-4,5-bisphosphate binding. The record is from RefSeq and is a predicted model, not a curated record. Lineage: Eukaryota; Metazoa; Chordata; Actinopteri; Scatophagidae. The coding region runs from base 818 to 2548 and encodes 576 amino acids. Gene Ontology annotation, biological process: clathrin-dependent endocytosis; synaptic vesicle budding from presynaptic endocytic zone membrane; clathrin coat assembly.